Messenger RNA from Boleophthalmus pectinirostris (great blue-spotted mudskipper), 3139 nucleotides. RefSeq names its product septin 9b (gene septin9b). NCBI's taxonomy places the organism in Eukaryota, Metazoa, Chordata, Actinopteri, Gobiiformes, Gobiidae. Gene Ontology annotation, molecular function: molecular adaptor activity; GTP binding; GTPase activity. The coding region runs from base 121 to 1905 and encodes 594 amino acids. Gene Ontology annotation, cellular component: microtubule cytoskeleton; septin complex; cell division site. The transcript is spliced from 11 exons. Gene Ontology annotation, biological process: cytoskeleton-dependent cytokinesis. The record is from RefSeq and is a predicted model, not a curated record.
GGGGGAGGUCUACAGAAGGGGAACUGGAUCGACUGACUCAGGAGAAAAGGGGAAGUCUCCGAAAAACAGGAGGGAAUGAGCCUAAACGCAAAAGUUACAUGUGGAGGCAAAGGCUGAGGCAUGGAGCGAGACAGGAUCGCCGCUCUGAAGAGGUCCUUUGAGGUGGAGGAUGUGGACACCUCUGCCCAUUCCCCAGGCUCUCGUCGCACCACCAGCUCUCCUCACCGUAACGCCAUGUCCCCCACCAGCAUCUACUACCGCGAUUUGGGCAGCGCCACCUCUGCCCCCAACAACAACAGCGUCAACUACAGCCAGCCCCGCUCCAUCAUGGGUGGAGGGGGGUCCAAAACUCCUGAACCAGUGUCCCGCCGCUCCGAGCUAUCCAUCGACAUCAGCUCUUCCAGUAAACAGGUGGACAACAUCACCAGUCCAGCCUCUGCUCGCUCGGUCAGUAGCGCACUCAAGCGUCCUGAAGUCCUGGGCCACUCCAGAACACCUGAGAUGGGACAUAAGAGAGAGGUGACCUUCGCCAAGACCCCCACGGACUCCCCGGUAACACGGCGCAACGAUGGCAACAGCAAUAACGGGUUCGGUCGUGAGCAGCAUCACCCACGGAAGUUGGAGACAUCCAAUCCAGGAGAUGUGCGUAAACCCGACAUAAGCAUCACCAGGGCCCCCCCAGAGAACAACGGGCACAACCACCCUGCGGUGCACCACCCGCACCACCCCAACCCCCACCAUAACACCAUCGUCACCACCUUCCGCUGCUCCUCGCCGAGCCACGGACGCAAGUCGCCCAACCCUGACAGGUCAGAGGUUAGUCUGGGCCACACCAUGUCUGAAUCCGGCAAGCAGCACCCAGCCAAAGGGGACAAGAGCCAUGUGGGCGACUCCAGCUACGUGGGCAUCGACGCCAUCUUGGAGCAGAUGAGGAGGAAGGCCAUGAAACAGGGCUUUGAGCUCAACAUCAUGGUGGUUGGGCAAAGCGGUCUGGGGAAGUCCACUCUCAUGAACACGCUGUUUAAAUCCAAAGUGAGUCGCAAAUCGGUGCAGCCUGACCCAGAGGAGAGGAUCCCAAAGACUGUCGAGAUCAAGUCCAUCAGUCACGAUAUCGAAGAGAAAGGGGUGCGGAUGAAGCUGACGGUCAUUGACACGCCUGGUUUUGGAGAUCAGAUCAAUAAUGAAAACUGCUGGCAGCCCAUCAUGAAGUUCAUCAACGAUCAGUAUGAAGCAUACCUGCAAGAGGAGAUCAACAUCGACCGAAAGAAGAGGAUCCCAGACUCCAGAGUGCACUGCUGCAUAUACUUCAUCCCUCCCACUGGACACUGCCUGAGGCCUCUCGAUGUGGAGUUCAUGAGGCGUCUGAGCAAAGUGGUCAACAUCGUCCCCGUCAUCGCCAAAGCAGACACGCUCACACUGGAGGAGAGGGACUUUUUCAAACAGACGAUUAGAGAAGGCCUGCGUGCUAAUGGAAUCGACGUGUACCCUCAGAAAGAGUUUGACGAGGACGCCGAGGACAGGCUGAUCAAUGACAAGAUCAGGGAGAUGAUCCCAUUUGCUGUUGUGGGGAGUGACCAGGAAUACCAGGUGAACGGGAAGAGAAUCCUCGGCAGGAAAACAAAAUGGGGGACUAUAGAAGUUGAGAAUAUUUCACACUGUGAGUUUGCCUACCUGCGAGAUCUCCUCAUAAGGACUCACAUGCAGAACAUCAAAGACAUCACAGGGAGCAUUCACUAUGAGACAUACAGGGUCCGGCGGUUAAACGAAUCAAACCACAUCAACUCUCAGUCCCCUGGACAUCCAGUGCUCCAGCCCAAAGCCAAUGGUCAGAUAGAGGCGCAGCCUGCCCCAGCACAAGCCAACGGAGUGCCCACACAGCAUGAAGUCAUGUCCCAUGAGAUGUAGAUGAAAGGAUCCUAGGUCGAAAAGAAAUCAGGAAGUAAAUAGAUGCACAAGGUCAUUGAGAUGUUCAGUUUACAUAACAAGUCCCCUUCUUAUGCUGUGAAGUGUGUUGUUUUAGAUAGAUUUACUACUACCUGCACCACAACUCUUAUUUAAGUGACAGAUAUGCCAAAGUCACCAUUACAUUAUGGAGAGUAGUUUUUUAUUUUCUACAGUCCUACAUUAUUCCAUAUUUGCCCAUGACUGCUCAUUAGAGUCUCCAUCUCCACAAUAGGCUACUUCAGACAGACCACAUGCAGAUGCACUUAAAGCACAGUACGUCACAUUCUUAAUUAUAUGGUUGUCAUGACUGCAGUUAAGUAUUCAGGUGCUGUAUUUCUCUUAAUUAAGGCAUUAUAUAUUUCCAUCAUACACCACUGACAGAAAUUAAGCAACUAAAAUAUCAAUAUAAAAAGUACUAUCCAUACUUGUACCCAAAAUCCAACUGGUAGUGUUGUGAUGUGUAGAUUUGUAUAGGAUUAUUUAGCCAUGUUUAGUUCAAAGUACAUUAUUGACACCUCCACAGUGUACACAGUCAUGGCAGUGUGGAGCAGAUUUCAAACAAAAUGGUUCCUCACUUUUUAUUGUCUUACAUUGAUGUUUUAAACCCAUUUUGCCAGUUCAUUGUCUUCAUAUUGUGUUAUGCCAUGUGUUUUUACAGUGCUUGAUUCAUAUUGUAUUUUAAUUGCUGAUGUUUUUGAUCAUACAGUAUAUUAUUGUAUAUGAGAGUGAUUUGUGCCACCAUUAUAACUUUUGUUUGACUGUAAACCAAAUAAAAGAUUUGUUCAAAAGAGAAGCACACAUAGUAUACAUUGAUUAUGAAUAAUAUUUAUGUGUAUGUUAAAUGUAACCAAUGCAUCAAACUUCCAUUGUUUCCAUUAAAUAUCCUCAGACUUUUUUUUUUUUUUUUUACGUUUGCCUGUAUACAUUUUAUCGCAAAAAUUACACUUACAUUUAGAUUCACUCCAAUCCACCAUUUGAAAAAUGUUGAUAUUUAGAAAUUAAAACUUCAGAUAAAUUUCCUAUAUUUUCACAGCAAUUUUCUAUACAAAUGAACAAAAGAUAUUCCCUUUUUCCAGGAAAGUUAUUGGGUUUCACUUUGUUUAUUGUUGUAUAGAACUUGUGGAAUUCGUUAUGGUAUUAUAGAAUAGGAUUUAUCUUUGAUAUAUCUUUAAGAAUAAAUAUUUUGUUGUUUAAA